AUGCCCCUAAAGGAAGAUCCCUCAUGUUUAGGAAACUCUAAAGAUAUAGCCCUCAAACGUCUCAGAUCGCUGUGGAAUCGCUUAGCUAAAGAUGAGAUUUAUUUGAAUUUAUAUCGUGAUUUCUUAGAAGAGUAUGAAAAACUGGGACACAUGAGAGAGGUUACUAGGGAAAUUGAACCAGAAGUAACAUAUUAUGCUACACAUCAUGGAAUUUAUCGUCCAGAAAAGUCCACGACAAAACUUCGUGUUGUAUUUAAUUGUUCUUCAGAAACUGAUAAGGGAAUAUCUCUUAAUGAUUUUCAGUAUAAUGGAGGAGUGAUUCAGGAGGACUUAUAUACUCAAAUGCUAAGGUUCCGCACAUAUACAUAUGCCUUUACAGCUGAUCUCAAAAUGAUGUAUCGAACUAUUUUAAUCCAAAUCAGUGUAAUCUUCAGAGAAUCGUUUGGUGUGAAAAUGAAGAUGAACCGCCAAAAAUAUACGAACAAAAAUAUACGUAAGGUGCGCUUACCGUUACUUACGGCACGGUAA
Molecule: messenger RNA, 528 nt
Organism: Parasteatoda tepidariorum (common house spider)
Lineage: Eukaryota; Metazoa; Arthropoda; Arachnida; Araneae; Theridiidae
Source: RefSeq, a predicted model, not a curated record